GGGCUGUGGGUAGGAGUCUGCCGGGGUAGAGGGGUGGCAGAGUAGCGAUGCACAGGCUUCCCUUGUCUGUCUUGGCUGCCACAUGGGGCCUUGCUGAGCCUGGAGUGGCCAUUCUGGAUGUAUGGGGGAGGUGUGCUUCCCCUUGAAGGUCCCUGGGCACCUGGACUAGUGGAGGCAGGCUCCUGGCUGGCUCCCUCACCAGGUAGAUAGUUCAGGCUGGCCCACGUGGAUCACUCUGCCCCUUCCCAUGGCUGAGGGCUGCUCCCUCUAAAUAUAGCCCAGUGGGCUGAGCUCAGGCCUAUUUUAGGCCAAGGCUGGAAAGCAGCCAGGCCUUCCCUGGGCUCUCAAAGGAGCUACUGCUGCCUUUGUCCAGUCCUGCUACUGGAUGCCAUCAUCGGCCCCCAACUGCCCACUGCUUGCCAUGCCUGAGGAGACCCAAGAAGACUCCGUGGCGCCAAUGAUGCCCAGCCAGAGGAGCAGGGGGCCAUUGGCCCCCAACUGCGUGCAUGAGGUACGCCUGCACCAGGUGGAGUCCAUCAGCGACCUAAAUAGUGGAGGCACACUGCGCCCCUAUCUAACUGAAGAGGCACGGCCGUGGGAUGAGCUGCUGGGCAUUUUGCCGCCGUCACUGUGUGCCCAGGCUGGCUGCAGCCCUGUGUACAGACGAGGAGGGUUCCUGCUGCUGCUCACGCUGCUGGUGCUCACUUGCCUGGCGCUCGCACUCCUGGCUGUCUACCUGAGCGUGCUGCAGAGUGAAUCCCUGCGCAUCCUGGCACACACGCUCCGCACGCAGGAGGAGACACUACUCAAACUCCGCUUGGCCAGCCUCAGCCAGCUUCGGAGGCUCAACUCCAGUGAGGCCCAAGCACCCAGCUGAGAUGCCAUUUGGAUCUGGGGCCUGGGGGGGUGUGUGUGGGGGGAAUAAAGUGGCUAUGGGCAAGUCUCUCCUUCCCUACUGCUGGCUGCCACAUCUACACUAUUGCCUUGGUGAGAUUUUUGUACAAGAACCUAUUGUUAACUUAAUAGCUGCCUGCCUCUCCUGAUCUCUUCAAGCCAGGCCUAGCCAAGCCUCUGGUGCCAAAGCCUUGCUUUGGGUGGCCCAAGGUCAGGGGAAGGGGCACCAGCCUCCUGGCUCCUCCUGUGGCCUGUCAGCACUCUCUGGCCACCCCAGAUGGCAGGUUCUGAAGUCUAGAAAUAGCUGUCCCCAUAGCAAUCACCCAAACUCUGCCAGGCCUCCCAGUGAGGGUCCAGCCUCAGCUCUCAAAGACAGGCUGGGCUCUGAGUAGGGGGAGAGGCGCCACCUGGGGCAGACUACCUUGGAGGGCAAAGGUGACAUUGUGGAAGACCCAGUUGGGCCCAAGCCUGGGAUAGUAGAUGGGGAGGGAGAACAGAAAAAUACCCAGGGGUUAAGACCACAGAAGGCUGACCGUUCUGUUUAAUUAUCUGUAAUAAUCCUUAAAAAUCAGCACACAAAUUCAUUCCAGGUAGCUUUGCCUCCCCACCUGCUGUGGUGGCAUUUGUCCAGAUGCCACCACCCCCCUAAGAGUGGGUCAUCCUGGGGGAGCAAGGCCUGAGAAAGGAAAGGAAGGGAAAGGCCCCCUAGUGCCUGCCCCACAGCCCUGAGGCAGGCACAUAUUUAGCCUGGCCUGAGACAGGACAGGAAGAGGCCACAGGGCUGGCUGCAGGGACAAAGGGGCCAGGGUCCCAAGUGUCCGGGCCCCCAGCUACCCACCCCAUGUCUGUUUUUGGUUUUGUCAUUAAAAAAAUAAAGUGACAAAUACUGGUGGAGACCAGUUGUUGCACU
This is a messenger RNA of Pongo pygmaeus (Bornean orangutan), 1804 nucleotides long. It is a transcript of the gene LSMEM2, whose product is annotated as leucine rich single-pass membrane protein 2. The transcript has 4 exons. NCBI's taxonomy places the organism in Eukaryota, Metazoa, Chordata, Mammalia, Primates, Hominidae. The record is from RefSeq and is a predicted model, not a curated record. The coding region runs from base 386 to 877 and encodes 163 amino acids.